GGGUGGGUUUUGACUGCGCGGUCCUCUUCUCGUCCAGUGGCUAGGCUAUAAGAGCAGAUCCGUGAUGGGGACCCUAUCGCAGUUGACUUUUACGCAACAGAGAUGAGCGCUCGGAUAUACAAAUCCAGACCCAUGAAGCUUAUAGUGCUCUUCACUGUCUCUCUGUCCUGGGCGUUCCAGCAGCAGGACCGUCCUAAGUACCAGCACUGGGACCCGGUGACCUCUGACCUUCUGCUGUGUGACCAAUGUCCACCGGGCACCGCGGUCAAGCACCACUGUACAGCCCACACAGAGACAGUGUGCCAGCCCUGUCCAGAGAGACACUUCACCAUGAACUGGCACUGGGGAGACAAGUGCCAACACUGCACCUCUGUGUGUAAGGAGAGGCAGCUGGUGAAGCAAGAGUGUAACAGCACCCACGACCAGCUGUGUGAAUGUGCUCCAGGCUUCCAUCUAGUGGUCGAGUUCUGUAUCGCACAUACCACAUGUCCGCCUGGAUUUGGUGCAGCAGUCGUAGGUAACCCUGUGAGUGACACGGUUUGUGAGCAUUGUCCUGCUGGACACUUCUCUGCAGGACACUCAUCCACAGAGCCUUGCAGACCACAUCGAAACUGCUCCAGUCAUGGGCUGAAGACCCUCAGAUGGGGGAGCUCCACUAUGGACAGUGUUUGUAGUCAGGACAGGACAGCUGCAAUGGACUGCUAUCACCAUCACACCCUGUGCCACACCGACGUGACACUGUGUGAAGAAGCAGCAUUCCAGUCUCUGGCCUCUCUGCGUCUCUCCUCUGUUCCUCUGGAGAGGAUCCUGGAGCACCUGCCCGGGCGCAGAGUGGACCAUAAAAGCUUAGAGCGUCUGAAGAAAGCAUGCUCUCCUCAGCAGCAGGUCCUACAGCUGCUGCGCCUGUGGAGAGAGCAGAACAAGGACCAGAGCAAACUCAAUGUCAUUCAAGGAGUAAACCUGUGAGAGGAAGUUCUCCCGCUGCACUGGGCUGAAGAACGUGACCCUGAAUGACCUUGUGCAGAUCAGGGACAGUCUCCCUGGCAUCCGGGUCCCUCAAGAUGAUGUCCUGGCUGUGGUCCAUACCUGCUCUCCACGGCAAUUCCU
Boleophthalmus pectinirostris (great blue-spotted mudskipper) is the source of this 1107-nucleotide messenger RNA. Its product is annotated as tumor necrosis factor receptor superfamily member 11B. Lineage: Eukaryota; Metazoa; Chordata; Actinopteri; Gobiiformes; Gobiidae. Gene Ontology annotation, molecular function: protein binding. The transcript has 6 exons. The record is from RefSeq and is a predicted model, not a curated record. Bases 103 to 966 code for a protein of 287 amino acids.